This is a messenger RNA of Moesziomyces antarcticus, 732 nucleotides long. RefSeq lists its product as uncharacterized. The coding region runs from base 1 to 732 and encodes 243 amino acids. The transcript is spliced from 4 exons. The record is from RefSeq and is a predicted model, not a curated record. NCBI's taxonomy places the organism in Eukaryota, Fungi, Basidiomycota, Ustilaginomycetes, Ustilaginales, Ustilaginaceae.
AUGACGACAGACAAGAUUGUGCUCGCCUACGUCCUCCUUGAGUUCCCCUCGCCACCGCAUCGCCACGAAGCAGCCCUCGUUGCCUCGUCGGGCAACGUCGAAACCGCAGCGCUCGAGGAUCUCAGGGUGCAGCUCGAGACCUCGAUGCGCCGGACCUAUCGCGGCGACGCCCAUCAUCGCCUGCCUCGCUUCUCCAUCAAGGUCAGCCGCUCGCUCACGCAGGCCGCUACCGGCAAGGCCGCGCCUUACUGGAAGGGCAACCCCGUCGAAUCCGCACCGACGCGGAAGCAUCGCAGCUACAAGCUCACAUCGACCAACCCUAUUGAAAGGGAGAGGUCGAGCACCAACGCCGUUCCCGCACCGGUACCCAAGUGCGAAUUCAACAGGUCCGCAGGUCCGCUCAACUCCAAUCGACGACGGAACCUCGCGUCGCUGCCAAAUCCUGAAGACCCCCGCCAACGCCUCGACGACUCCUCACCGCCGACUGCCGAGCCCGACAGCGGCAAGGAACCUCCGCCGCCGCCACCGCCGCCUACAGACUCGUUCCGUGACAGCCUCAAUUCCGUCAACGACACCGUCAACGACACCGUCAACGACACCGUCAUCGACACCGUCAACGACACCGACCCAGAAUCGUGUGCCCGCCGCCACCGCGUCCCUUUGCCAAAGCCUCACGUCGUCACGCAAUCUCACUCCUGGCCCGUCGCCGUCGCCGCCACACGGAAGCACUGA